Messenger RNA from Phyllostomus hastatus (greater spear-nosed bat), 1624 nucleotides. RefSeq names its product regulator of G protein signaling 13 (gene RGS13). Bases 430 to 882 code for a protein of 150 amino acids. The transcript is spliced from 8 exons. Lineage: Eukaryota; Metazoa; Chordata; Mammalia; Chiroptera; Phyllostomidae. The record is from RefSeq and is a predicted model, not a curated record.
UCAUCACAGAGGCAGUUAAGUUCUUUCAUGCCAGGAAAAACAAAAUGCUGGGUGCCUCAUGAAAUUUCAGAACCUGAUUGCAAAAGGAUCCUACAAAGAGGAAAUAAAAUGUAGCAAGGUGGACCGCUCUACAUGUGUUUGUCAGUGGAAUUUUUCCACAUCUCAUACCACGAACAUGAGAAAAAAUGAUUAUUGAUGAUUGAAGCCUGAUAAAAUUCCAAAGCCUACCUCUUCUCUUCUCAGAUUAGAGAAAAAUGAGCGGGCGGACCUGCUGGAUCUGCAAGGUGUGCAGAGAGGCAUCCGAGCGGCGCCCCGCGCAGUUACACUUCAACCUCUUUAACGGAUCUCCUCCCACUAUGCCAGGUGCCUGCUAAUGCCGCCGGCUGCCCGUUCCACACCGGCGACCGGGCUAAAUAUAUUCUAAACUGGAUGGCAAUGAACACACUGAGCAUUUCAAAAAAGGGAAACCUCACCCUGGAGGAGGUGCUCGCGUGGGCCCAGUCCUUUGAAGAGCUGAUGGCCACGAAACAUGGUCCGGUAGUCUACGCGGCAUACCUAAAAAUGGAGCACAGUGAUGAGAAUAUCAAAUUCUGGAUGGCCUGUGAAACCUAUAAGAAAAUUGCCUCACGACGGGGCAGAAUUUCUCAGGCCAAGAAGCUGUGUAAGCUUUACAUCCAGCCAGAGUCCCCUCGAGAGAUCAACAUUGACAGUUCGACCAGGGAGGCCAUCUUCAGGAAUAUCCGAGAACCCACGGAGACGUGCUUUGAAGAGGCCCAGAGAAUAGUGUACACGCACAUGGAGAGAGACUCGUACCCCAGGUUUUUAAAGUCGGAAAUGUACCAGCAGCUUGUGAAGGCUGUGCAGUCCAACGCCAGUUCCUGACGACCACUCGGUGAGGUCGACCACUACAGUGAGGGCGGCCUAUGGAAAGUGCGGCUUUCUCGUUCUAAGUUUUAAAAAAGAAAACUCACAAAAUGAACAACAGAGUAGGAAUAAGGUACAAGGAAUCAAACCAUAAACUGGGCUCUAGUUCCCAAAGAGAAACGGGCCCCAAAGGGAUGGGCCCUGGGACUGUGGGCCCGGGCAGAACACCACCCGCGGCUCGCGGACGCAGCGCUCAGCUGACGCGCACGGGAGAGGAGGGUCUCCCCCGCCGGCCCCGGUGCUACAACCUGCCCCGCAGCGGGCAGCUGACGGAGGCUCCCCGCGCGUGAAAUGCAGUGCCACAAUGUGCGGGGCAGUCCUUUAGACGCUGUAGCUGUAUGAGUUGUCUCUCUGGCAUGAAUGUCGCGUACAGAAAUGCUCAUAAUAACAUUCACUGGCAGACAAACUUAGUACCCACAGUGCAAUCAAUCAUGUCAUAUCAUGAGUGGUAUCAACAAGAUCGGUUCUUGAGAAAUGUUUUGCCUGUAAAAUUUUCCUACUAUGAUGUGCAUAACUGAAUUUCUGUGUUGCAUUUAUCUUCGACCUGUGAACAAUUUCUGAUGAUUCUAAGCUAUUAAAAGUGUAUUAAUUACUUCAUUCAGUUCUAUGCUUUUAUCAGUAGAAGGGUAGAAAAUUUGGUCCCUGUACUUGGAGAUAUUUUUUCCUUACAAUGUGAAUUCAUUAUGGUCCUAAUAAUCAA